Molecule: messenger RNA, 1713 nt
Organism: Iphiclides podalirius (scarce swallowtail)
Lineage: Eukaryota; Metazoa; Arthropoda; Insecta; Lepidoptera; Papilionidae
Source: the annotation of a GenBank genome assembly
AUGAAAUUAAUUUCAGGCAAUUUAAUAUUAUUGAGGGCACGCGAGACCUACGAUAAGAACUUUACGGCCCGUAUUACAGAUAUUAAAGGUGCAAAAUUGAUUCUUAAAUCCAAAGGAUUAAGUAAAUAUGACUUACGGGAAACCCGGUUCGAUGUUAAGUUUAUGUUUUCAAGAAAACUAUUUGAAAUGAUGCAUGUCGCUAUAGACAAAGCAUACAAACUAAAGACACCACUAAUUUUUCCUAAAACCAACGACAGAGUGCAAUCAUGUCGGAUAACAAGAUUUUUCAAUCCGAGGGUUGUGGAAAAUUUAGAGCAGAGGACAGCUGUGGAAUGCAUUGUGUCGGGGACGUCUGGAAACGCGCCGUUCCUACUGCUUGGUCCUCCCGGCACGGGGAAAACAGUAACCAUUGUCGAAGCAAUACUGCAGUUGGUCGCCGCAAACAAGGAAAACCGCAUAUUAGUCUGUGCUCAUUCGAAUCAGGCCGUGGACAACGUGGCGUGCGUCCUGCAAAAAUAUAAAAAGCACUUCGAUGAGAACUCGUAUAAGCUUUUUCUACGUAUUAAUUCCAGAAGCAGAAACUGCGUCCAGAAAUGUUUGGAAAAGGACAGCGUUAACGCACCUGUUAGUAUGAUGGUCAUAAAAGACUACAACAUUAUUCUGUGCACGCUUUGCCACGCGUAUUCUUACAUUUUAGACUACAUUACACAUGUGGUGAUCGAUGAGGCGGCGCAGGCAAACGAGCCGUCUUGCCUAAUCCCCGCGAGCCGCAUGAGAUCACUGCGUCCCUUGAUUUUGGCUGGAGACAGCAAACAACUUGGGCCCGUGGUCGUUUCGAACGAAUCGAAGAAAUUCGGUCUCGGAUUGUCAAUGAUGGAGCGUUUAAAAGAAACCUUUCCUUUCUACGACAAUAAGGCGGAAAACAAAUACAUGGUUAUGUUGAAAAAUAACUAUAGAUCUGAUCCCCACAUAAUUGAUUUACCAAACAAUAUAUUUUACGGUGGACAUUUGAGAGCGAUGGCUGUCGUUGAUCCGUUGAGUAGACAGAACAUUUUAAACCAAAAGGAGAAAUGUCGGGCCAUUGUUUUCCACGGAGUCUCGUCAACAGAAACAAAAGACGGAACAAGCUUCUACAAUAAGGAUGAAAUACGCGUCGUCCAAUCUUACAUAUGCAAACUCGUGAAUACGCACAAUGUGAAAGGGGAAGACAUAGGUAUUAUAGCGACGUAUAAAAGUCAGGUUACAUUAAUAAAAAAAUGGGUUGAUCUAUACCAAUUACGAAUAGACGUGGCAACUGUAGACGCUUUCCAGGGUCAAGAGAAACGUGUUAUUUUGAUCAGUACAGUUCGCGGCAAGGGCGCCAAUUCGAACGCCUCACUUGGUUUCGUAGAUGACGAUAAGCGAUUUAAUGUUGCUUUGACUCGUGCCAAGGCAAAAGCUAUCGUCAUUGGAAAUCCAAAUAGUCUAAGCACGUGUCCAGUAUGGAACAUGUAUAUUCAGAAAUGCCAAAGACUCGGUACCCACUACGGCCACGUUGCUGAAAAUCCUAAAUCACAAACAACUGAUCUCAUGAUUGAACAACUUCAAAUCCCAAAUUACCAACCCGACACAAUCGCGAACGUCAACAAGCGUCGCCCGCGAAACGUCCUCAUCGACCCGAGCGACGAAGAGGACUUAGAAACGAUGGACCCACUGCCGGACCCACCCGCCGGA